AAGACAUAUUUUUGACAAGCAAGCAAGAGUUUCAGAGACAGACCAAAAAGGUAGCCUACUUGUGAACUGUGCUCAAAAUGAGAGUUCCUGUGAAACUCCUCGGCUUCGGCUUUUGGUUGCUUUCCUUAAAUUUUGCUCAAUGUAAAGAAAUAACCUGUGAGCUGAAGUCAACCACAAUUGGAGUAAAAAAGAUCAACCCAGAUGGAAAGAUUAUUUUCAGAGCUCGAGAAAGUGUGGAGAUCACCUGCUCUGAAAAACACUGGAUCUUUUUUACUAAAGAAUCCAGAAAAACAUUUACAUGCAAAGCUGAUGGAAAGUGGGACAAUGAGCCUGUUUGUGCAGAGAUUACAUGUGAUGAUCCACGUGACCAGCUUGUGUCUAGACCAUACUACUGGAGAACAAUGAAAUUAGGAGAAAAACAAUCUUACACUUGUGUGAAUGGUUAUCGUGGAACAGAAGCAGAGGCCACAUGUACACGAGACGGAUGGACACCAAAACCACUGUGUACUGAAAUUCUCUGUGACGUACCAAAAAUAAAAAAUGCAGAGAUCGUGGGACGUCAGAGACCAAACUAUAGAAUCAAUUCAAAAGAAGAAUACAGAUGUCUUUCUGGAUUUAAACCGGAGAAGCCUGUACAAAUCACCUGUGAUUCCCAGGGCCAGUGGAAAGACAUACAGCAAUGCAUUGAAAUAACCUGUGAGCUGAAGUCAACCACAAUUGGAGUAAAAAAGAUCAACCCAGAUGGAAAGAUUAUUUUCAGAGCUCGAGAAAGUGUGGAGAUCACCUGCUCUGAAAAACACUGGAUCUUUUUUACUAAAGAAUCCAGAAAAACAUUUACAUGCAAAGCUGAUGGAAAGUGGGACAAUGAGCCUGUUUGUGCAGAGAUUACAUGUGAUGAUCCACGUGACCAGCUUGUGUCUAGACCAUACUACUGGAGAACAAUGAAAUUCGGAGAAAAACAAUCUUACACUUGUGUGAAUGGUUAUCGUGGAACAGAAGCAGAAGCCACAUGUACACGAGACGGAUGGACACCAAAACCACUGUGUACUGAAAUUCUCUGUGACGUACCAAAAAUAAAAAAUGCAGAGAUUGUGGGACGUCAGAGACCAAACUAUAGAAUCAAUUCAAAAGAAGAAUACAGAUGUCUUUCUGGAUUUAAACCGGAGAAGCCUGUACAAAUCACCUGUGAUUCCCAGGGCCAGUGGAAAGACAUACAGCAAUGCAUUGAAAUUAUGUGCGACCUACCAAAAAUCACAAAUGCAGAGAUUAUGAGAAGUCAAGAAUCAAACUACAAAAUCAGUUCAAAAGUAGAAUAUAAAUGUCGCUCUGGAUUUGAACCAGAAAAGCCUGUACAAAUCACCUGUGAUUCCCAGGGCCAGUGGAGAGGCAUAAAGCAAUGCACUGAAAUUAUGUGUGAUCUACCGAAAAUCCUAAAUGCUGAGAUUUUGGGAAGUCAAAAAUCUAAUUUCAAAAUCAAUUCAACAACAAAAUAUAAAUGUCGCUCUGGAAUUGAUGCCGAGAAGCCAAUACAAAUCACCUGUGAUUCCCAGGGCCAGUGGACAGGCAUUCAGCAAUGCACUGAGAAAUGCGGACCCCCACCAGAGAUCAGCAAUGCAGAUACAAAAGAAAUGACAAACAAAGAUUAUAAUACAACGGAGAAAGUUGAAUACAAAUGCUUUGAUAAAUACACAAUGAAUCUGAGUCCCCCCUUCUCCAAAUACUUGACCUGUGUAAAAGGCGAAUGGAAAGGGGACAUUUAUUGUUUCAAGCCCUGUAUAGUGACAGUGGAGGAAAUGGAUAAAAGAGGGAUAAGAAUGCGGUGGAAGGCAAAUGAAAAGAUGAUCAUACCACAUAAUGAUGCCAUCGACUUUCUAUGUAAGAGCGGCAAAGAAUUUCGAUCAACAUGUAAAGAUGGAGUGAUGCUUUUGCCAGAGUGUGGGGAAUAAAACAUUGAUGAAGCAUUAGUUGAACUGCUAAGCAAAAACAAAUGGAGCAUACAAAAUAAAAUAAAAAUUUCCUC
Messenger RNA from Carassius auratus (goldfish), 2020 nucleotides. Its product is annotated as complement factor H-like. The coding region runs from base 78 to 1946 and encodes 622 amino acids. The transcript has 11 exons. Lineage: Eukaryota; Metazoa; Chordata; Actinopteri; Cypriniformes; Cyprinidae. The record is from RefSeq and is a predicted model, not a curated record.